GAUCUACGAAGGAAUCAACGUAACGACAACAGAGGACGGAGAUUUCGAAGAUCGUUUCCGGGAAGGCGCGAAAGAGAGUCGCCUCACCGGAAUGAGAGGUGAAUCUGCUCGCCCGGGUAAACGCCCCUUGAGAGCGCUUUCGGCUUCCGAAAAGAUCGACGCUAUACAGAGAGUCCACGAGGGAGAGAGCAAAGCAUCGGUUGCUCGCGACAUCGGUGUACCGGAAUCGACGUUACGCGGAUGGUGCAAAUCCGAGCAUAAGAUCAGAGGCAUGGCGAGAAAUUCUUCGACGCCGGAUAGCGAGGCCCACUCGCCCGCCUCGUCUUCCGGCGCGAACGCGACAUCCUCUAACGUGGCCAGUGGCUCGGCGAAUUUGUCGAGCGAGGACGAAGGUCCUUGUACGAAGAAGUUGAAAAUAGAUCCACAGGCAACGGUAACGAGCGCUAGCACGUCGUUCGCGAGUGACGUUUGUACCGACACGGAUGUUAAACAGGACAACAAACCGAAGAUCGAUUACGUAGGACUGAUGACCAGCAUGGCCGGCAUGAGACCGGAAAAUAGUUCGUUGCUUCUGCAACAAUUGGGACUGUUAUCAGGCACAACCGGCACGCUUGCCAAAAAUUUGUUGAGUAUGACGCCCGCUUUAUCGCACGGCAGCACCGUCGGUCUCGUCGAGAACGGGCUUCAAUACACAAAGAACACCGGAAACGCGUGCCUCGCCAACAUGAAUAAUUUGCCUAACAACAACAAGAGGCAUACUCUGUCAGCGAUCGCACCGACGCAAAUGGACUCGCUGGUCGCAAAAUCAUGUAGCACGAGAAAGAGCUUGCCACCUGCCGCGGAAGCGCCACCCACCCUGGUACCCGCCUCUCCCCGGAAAACACACGAGACCCACAGCAUUCCAAGAUCGAGCAGCAAACCGAGGAAAGACGGGCACAUGAGCAGCGGCAGUAGCAACAACAAGAAGGUGGACGAGGCGUUGUGGCUGUGGCUGACGCAGCAGCAACAGUUACUCGGUCAACAGUCGGCGAGUUUCACUCCGAGCUUCAAUCAGCACGAUGGUUCGUGGUUCUGGCAGUGGUACAAACAGUGCAGUUUCCCGUUGUUAACGUCGACGCACUCGGCGCACUCGGCGCCCACUCCGGUCGCCAAGAGAUCGCUCAACAAGACGAGGGCCGUGCUCGACAAUGUACUUUGUAGCAACAACAGUGAGAACGUGUUACGAAACAUGAACAUGGAGGAGUCCGCUGCCGCUGCCGCUACCGCCACCGCCACCGUCACCGCCACCGCUACCGUCACCGCCACCGCCUCCACAGGGUACCACGAGGCGUAUGGCGAUGACGUGCCGCACAGCUUCGAGGAAGCGGUCCGGCACGGCGAAAAGUUCUUGAAGUGGUUGAUGGACAAAUGCUCCGAACCCACGGUUACAAGACUUCAGGUCUUACAGCUCAAAUAUAUGUUGGACAGUAUGAAGGCAUAUAAAAAGAAGCCGAGGUCUAGUACGAAAAAACAAAGUAGAAAAUAGGCGAAGAGAGGAGAGACAAACUGUGAUGGUAAAUGUAUAUUCUUAAGAAAAAGUGUGUUAGCGAUCGUCACGCGAUUCACGAGGUGGAGAGAAAGGAUAGGUAGAAUCGAACAGAAACAGACACGAACAGAUAGAGAAAAUGAUUGUACGAGAGUAACUAACUGCUGCUCGUUGUUGCUCUACGAACAUUAUUAUACGCGACAUGUCAUCGUCUUUAAAUUUUCAGCGUCCCGUUGAUGAAACGGCGCGUUCAUUCUUUUCGUUCUAUUCUCUAUUUCUUGUCGUUUCGUUCGCGCCGAUUCCCGAGGAUCAGUACACCUCGUGUUUCCGAUUCGUUCGCGCGUGUGUGUAUGUGUGCAAAAAAAAAAAUGUAUGAAAAGGUAAAACCAGUGUUUGCCUUCUAUCAUGUUUGAUGGAUUUCUUGUUGCGUCAAAUUAUUUAAACGAAUCAUACACGAUCACGCGUUUUUAGAGCCCGUUCCUCAUGUUCAGCGAGUUACGUUCAUUUACAUUUUUUCCCCUUUAUUUGUUCUAUAUUUUUGACUUUUUCCUUAUUCGAUUGUUCGUUUCUCUUUUACGAGGUAUCUUACAUGAGAAUCGGGCUAAAUCAAAAUGGAUCGUAAUGAUUCUGCAACGGUUUUCUUAUUAAAAUCUUGUACAUAAGAGAAUAUACCAAAAUCACAAAUGAACCGUUGUAAUUAUAACAAAAAUUAAAAUGUUUGUAGAGAGGUGUAAUUAUCGAUUAAAUUCAUGAUACGUUAGCGUAAGUGCGUGCGUGUGCGCGCGGUGGGAAAAAUUUCCUUACGAUCAUAUACAGUUGAAAAAGCGGAAAGAGAUCGAUCAUAGAUUCUUUGUCGACCGAUGAACGAUAUUGCGUUUUCAACAUUUUUUACGAAAUGCCCGCUACAUUAUCAUGACCGAUGCGAUAGUUUUACAUGCCAUAAGUCAGAAAUCAAGAUAGCAAAUCUGCAUUAUCUGCAGUCGAGAACACGUUUUAGUUUUGCCGUUACAUUCGAAUUAUUGCGUGAAUAUAUUUAAGGGGAAAAAAGAACUAAUACACAGCUGCGUACGUGCGAUAUUUAAUUGUGGACUUCGCUUUUAUCCCAAACAGUUCUACCUCUCGUUCUGUUAACGCGUUAUUUACGUAUGGUAAAUAAUAAUAAGAUUUAAAAUAAUGUGCACGCGACUCGCACGAAACUAAAUGGUCCAAGCAAAGUAAGUGAAAAAAUUGCAUCAAAAAAAAAAAAGUAAAAAAAAAAAACGACAAAAAGGUGUUUGUUAUAUCGGUGAGAAAAUAUAUAUUAUAUAUAAAAGUACACAUAUAUAUUUAAGGACCUUGGUCGCUGAUCUUUACGAAAUAAGGUGUUUUACGAAAAUACGUUUUAUUACUUACCAUACUGAGUGCUUUGUCCAGAGGCUCGUACUCAACGUAGUCACUGACAAAUUUUCCACACCCCUGCCACGUGUACAGUUCUGGAUAUGGCAGUGUACUUCGUCUGAUAGUAGUAGACACGAAUUUCUGCAAGAGAACCGAUUUAAACUAUGAAAACAUUUCCUAUUUCCUUAUUUCGUUUUCUUACUCUACGUGUUACUUUGUUGCAGCAAGAUUAUUUCGCCCUCGCCCCAUACACACACACACACACCAAAAAAAAACAAUUUUUAUUUUUUUCUCGUGUAUUUAUUUUUGUUCCCGUUUUUCUUAUAUUUCCCAUGCGCGCCAUGUGAAGCAUUUUUAAGUUUGCUUUUUAGCUUCCCUCGUAGAUACGUUUUUAUGGAGUAAGAAAUAUCGUUCGACGAAACGAUCGUUCCUUCUAUCGUGGUCACGCAGCGCGCGAAACGUUAGAUGCGCGUUAAAGGGAAAUAAUCUUGCGGUUAGCAAAGUAUAUUUAUAAAAGUAACACACAAUAGGAAACCAAAGUAACGAAAGUACUGUUGUAUGACAGUACGUGUAAAUAAGACUGUGACAAUGCACUUAUGCGCAAAGUGCAUACUAUGUAUUGUAGUUCAUUUAAAACGUAUAUAAAUAAAUGUAUAGCGAAAUUUAUUUUUAUUAUUUAGAUUCUAGAAGGAGUUUCGAGUGUAUUAGAAAAAUUCCUACUACACAGUUGUAUUUCCAUUGCUUACGUUAAAUCAAGAACAAACGAAUA
Molecule: messenger RNA, 3671 nt
Organism: Bombus pascuorum
Lineage: Eukaryota; Metazoa; Arthropoda; Insecta; Hymenoptera; Apidae
Gene: dan
Product: protein distal antenna
Exons: 1
Coding region: 92-1525 (477 amino acids)
Molecular function (GO): DNA binding
Source: RefSeq, a predicted model, not a curated record